Molecule: messenger RNA, 2838 nt
Organism: Malania oleifera
Lineage: Eukaryota; Viridiplantae; Streptophyta; Magnoliopsida; Santalales; Ximeniaceae
Product: putative pentatricopeptide repeat-containing protein At5g47460
Exons: 1
Coding region: 93-1874 (593 amino acids)
Biological process (GO): RNA modification
Molecular function (GO): protein binding; RNA binding
Source: RefSeq, a predicted model, not a curated record
AAUUUCCCAAGAAGCCGAAAAAGAAAUAAUUUUGGGCAAGGCAUGUUAGGGUAUGGCCAGCUUUAUUUUGAUCCUCCCUUACUCGCAAAGUCAUGCAAAGAUCUAUCUCUGAACGGGCGAGGAAAUAUUUGCAAAAGCAAAACCAGCCCUUUCUUCUCUGUAAGUACAUUAGCACAGAUGCCUCCAUCGAUGAAGAAAGCAGCGUCAGCGGUCUCAUCUCGGUCUUUGCCCAAUAUGGUUCCAGUAAUGAUAUGGCCUUGUUCGAAGCCUCUGGAUUGCUCAACGCCGGCACUAAGCCGAACGGUCGUGCACUCGUCUACCUCAUCCGAGCUUCUAGCACCCUGGGCUACCUUUCAUAUGGCCAGCAACUUCACUGCUACGUUUUGCGAUCUGGGUUUUGCUCCAAUGUCUUUGUCUCCACCGUCUUGAUUGGUUUUUAUGUGAAAUUUGAGCUAUUGAGUGACGCCCAUAAAGUGUUUGAUGAAAUUCCUGAGCCAAGUGUAGUCUCUUGGAAUUCUUUGAUUUCAGGGUAUGUGCAAUCCGGUCGGUGUGUCAAGGCAUUGAAUUUGUUCCUUCAGCUAGUUAGGUCUGAACUUCGUGCAGACCCAUUCUCAUUUACUGCAGCUCUGGCUGCUUGUGGGCAAGUAAGCUUGUUGCAGCCAGGCAUGUCAAUUCACUCAAAGGUAGUGAAAUUGGGUCUGGAGUGGAGCGUUUUCAUUGGGAACUGUUUGAUUGAUAUGUAUGGAAAAUGUGGGUAUGUUGAAGAGGCAAUUCAAGCGUUCAACAAGAUGGUUGACAAGGACAUCAUUUCUUGGAAUUCCGUUAUAGCAGCGUGCGCAAGGAACCAAAGGCUUGAACAAGCAUUCUUCUUCUUCCAUGAGAUGGCCAACCCAGACACAAUCUCUUAUAAUGAAUUGAUUAGUGGCAUUGCACAGUUUGGCAACAUGGAAGAUGCUAUAAAGAUUUUAUCAAAUAUGCCAAAUCCAAACUCAUCCUCAUGGAAUUCAGUUAUAACUGGAUAUGUAAAUAGGGCUCAACCCUGGGAAGCUCUGGAAUUUUUCAGCGAAAUGCACUCAAAGGAUGUUGAAAUGGAUCAAUUUACAUUCUCAAGCAUAUUGAGUGGCAGUGCAGGUCUCUCAGCUCUAACAUGGGGAAUUUUAAUCCAUUGUUGCACGAUGAAGUACGGUUUAGACACGAGAAUAGUUGUUGGCAGUGCUCUAAUUGAUAUGUACUCCAAAUGUGGGCGGGUAAAGAUUGCUGAAUCGAUAUUCCAGUUACUACCAAGAAAGAAUUUGAUAACGUGGAACGCAAUGAUUUCUGGAUUUGCUCACAAUGGCAAUUCAGCCAUGGUGAUACAACUUUUUGAGCAAUUAAAAAAAGUUAGGGAUUUGAAACCAGAUGGGAUCACAUUUCUUAAUGUUUUGUUGGCAUGUUGGGAUAAUCAAAUGCCGUUGCAUACUGCAAUGAAGUAUUUUGAAUCAAUGAUCAAGGAUUAUGGGAUUGGCCCAAUGGCCGAGCAUUGCUCUUCUAUGAUUCGUUUAAUGGGACAAGGAGGGGAGGUGUGGAGGGCACAAAAAAUGAUAUAUGAACUAGGGUUUGGGUCAUGUGGGAUAGUUUGGAGUGCUUUGCUUGGUGCUUGUGGAGCUUGUGGGAAUUUGGAAGUAGCAGAGGUUGCAGCUGCAAAAGUGAUUGAAUUGGAAGGUAAUGAUGAGUUCGUGUAUGUCAUAAUGUCAAACAUAUAUUCAUGUUAUGGGAAAUGGGGGAAUGCAAGUGUGGUUAGAGAGCUGAUGAGGGGCAGAGGAGUGAGAAAGGAAGCCGGCUGUAGCUGGAUUGAGCUGGAAAAUGUGGUCUCACAUUCAUCCAUGGUGCAAUAAUGAUGGUGAUGCUGGUGGUGGUGGUGAUAAUAAUUGUGACGGUGCUAGUGAUGAUACACUGCGGCGAAGUCCCCAAUACUGUGAAAUUGGAGCGUUCAAACACAACCUCCAAAGUUCAAAGUAGCUGCAGGUCUGCAGCUGACCCUGGGAUUAAUAUUUAAAUAUUAAAUGCAAAAAGGGUUGGGCAUUACGCAUUUAAGCUUUGCUGCUGACCUUCUCUUGUGGAAUGGAGACUCAAAAUUUCUUCGUAGUUUCUGUGUUGUCUAUAAACAGAGGUAAAAGGUGCUGGUUCAUUUGGAGAGAUGAAUGAGACCACUGAGGAAGAGAUUGAUAGAAAUCUUGAGUUUGUUGAAGGCAGGCUGCCUCUCAUGUACUUGGAGGUUCUUCUGCAUCCACAAGGCUGUUUCUCUCACUGAUUGUCAUCUUCGUGUGUACAGGACUUCUCAAUUAGCCUCCAGGGAUUGUAACUCCUUAUGCAGGUGGGGUGCAGCUUGUUCAAUCUGUACUGACCUUUCAUGUGGUUAGUGCCAUUUUAAUCCUUCCCAAACAGGUGGAAGAAAACUAUAGAAAAUUGAUUUGGGUUGGGCGUCUUGAGACUGGUCUGAAGGUCACCUCCACCUCUGACAUUUGUAACCCUAGAAAGGAUGUGGAAGCUUAGGCCUUGAAAGGCUGGUGAGUGGAAUGAUGCUGUUGAUGCAGGAACAUGAAGUUUCUUGGAGACUUUAUUGAGGAUCAAAGACCAAUUAUAAUCUAAAAGGCUCUGAUCCUUUAAACACUGAUUAAAAAGCACGUUUCUGUUUGCGACAUUUUACUACAAAUAGAGAAAGAAACUGGAAAAAGUUAAAGGGCCGCCAUUCUACUGCUAAUAUUCUUUUAAUUAUCUGUAAUGCAAUUAAGCUGAUGUACUGUGGCUUAAUGUCAAGGUUGAUUGAUUCUUUAUGCGAUAUUCUUUUGCUGAACCUCC